Aspergillus alliaceus is the source of this 1922-nucleotide messenger RNA. Its product is annotated as dolichyl-P-Man:Man(6)GlcNAc(2)-PP-dolichol alpha-1,2-mannosyltransferase. Gene Ontology annotation, cellular component: endoplasmic reticulum membrane. Gene Ontology annotation, biological process: protein N-linked glycosylation. The transcript is spliced from 4 exons. Bases 51 to 1847 code for a protein of 598 amino acids. The record is from RefSeq and is a predicted model, not a curated record. Gene Ontology annotation, molecular function: alpha-1,2-mannosyltransferase activity. NCBI's taxonomy places the organism in Eukaryota, Fungi, Ascomycota, Eurotiomycetes, Eurotiales, Aspergillaceae.
CUUCAAUAUUGGCUUAAAAUAUACAAUAUCCCUCUGCCAUUGUCAACAAGAUGGCGUCCGCCAGGAAGACAGUUGAGGUUCCCUCAGUACUAACAGGGAAACCACCGCGGUCUAAGAAACGACCCCCGCCGCCGCCUUAUUACCUUCCAUUGAACGUAACACUCUAUGUGGGCCUCAUCUCUAAUGGAAUUGCUGCCUUUCUUGCACCCAUUCAGGAUUGCGAUGAAGUCUUCAACUUUUGGGAGCCCACACAUUAUCUUGACCAUGGGUACGGGCUCCAAACGUGGGAGUACUCGCCAGUGUAUUCAAUCCGGAGCUGGCUCUAUGUCACCAUCCAUGCCAUUGUUGGAAAAUCGAGCUCGCUCGCAUUAACUUCAAAAAGUUCUCAGUUCUAUGCGAUUCGCUUCUUUCUAGCCAUCACUUGUGCUGCCUGCCAGACCAGGUUAUAUGCGGCUAUCUGCCGAACACUAAGCCCCAAAAUUGGCUUAUUCUUUCUCAUAAUCAUUGCAUUCAGCCCGGGCACGUUCCACGCCUCCGCAGCCUUCCUCCCCUCCAGCUUUACGAUGUAUAUGUCCAUGCUUGGCCUCUCGGCCUUUUUGGAUUGGCGUCGUCAGAAAAUCGCGCAAGGAAUUAUGUGGUUUGGCGUCGGUGCGAUUGUAGGCUGGCCUUUUGCAGGGGCUUUGGUCGUUCCUCUAUUGCUCGCAGAAAUUACUGUCGGCUCAUUCUCAGGGUCCUUAGGGACUAUUAUCUCUAGGAUCAUAAACGGGGCUAUGGGGUGCCUGGUAAUUCUGGCUGCGGAAAUUGCCGUGGACUACGCUUUUCUUGGGAAGUUUGCUAUUGUGCCUUGGAAUAUUGUCGCGUACAACAUUUUUGGAGGAGACGGUAAGGGUCCUGACAUCUUCGGUACUGAACCCUGGACAUUCUAUAUCAAGAAUUUGCUUCUCAACUUCAAUAUCUGGUUCGUGUUUGCAAUGUCCGCAGCACCUUUACUGCUUCUCCAGGCCGCAUUCCGACCCCGUGCUACCAACAAGGAAACCUUGCUACGAACCCUUGCUCUGAUCACACCAUUCUAUAUGUGGUUUGCGAUCUUUACCGCUCAGCCUCACAAGGAAGAAAGAUUCAUGUAUCCUGCAUACCCUUUUCUUGCCCUUAAUGCGGCCAUUGCAAUCCAUAUGGUUCUAUCCUACGUUGGAUCUAAGAACCCAGGAGGGUCAAAUGGGUCCUUGUUAGCCAACAUCAAGCUUUCCAUCGUAACUGCUAUUGUUCUUGCCGCUAUCAACGCUGGCUUACUGCGGACUGUUGGUAUGAUCACCGCCUACAACGCUCCUCUGAAGGUGUUCGAGCCGCUCGAACGGCUGGACAUUGCCCAAGCGGGCGACUCGGUCUGUUUCGGCAAGGAGUGGUAUCGGUUCUCGUCCUCAUUCUUCCUACCCGAUGGCAUGCGGGCCAAGUUCAUCCGCAGUGAAUUCCGUGGUUUGCUACCUGGGGAAUUCCCCGAUGCUGCCGAUUAUCCCGCUCUCCUCGAUGGCGCAUCGCGGAUCCCAGUUGGUAUGAACGAUUUGAAUCAGGAAGACCCUGGAAAAUACGUUGACAUCUCCCAAUGUUCUUUCCUUGUUGACUCUUACUUCCCAAGUCGCGGGGCAAGCGCACUAGAGCCCGACUAUAUCCAUGACGACGCACAGUGGGAGGCGGUAUCGUGCAAGGACUUCCUUGAUGCUUCGCAAACCGGCCUUCUGGGCCGCCUGAUCUGGAUUCCUGAUAUCCCAGGGCUUCCCGAUAAAUUCCAGCGUAAAUGGGGACAAUAUUGUCUCCUCCGGCGGCGCAAUGUCCCGGCCGAGACGGACUAAAGGAUGUGCUAUCUAUAUGUACCAAUGUAAACAGUUCAGCAAGGUUUCUCUCAGUUUUGCCUCCAUUUGUAUUUU